Erpetoichthys calabaricus (reedfish) is the source of this 3622-nucleotide messenger RNA. It is a transcript of the gene l3mbtl3, whose product is annotated as L3MBTL histone methyl-lysine binding protein 3. The transcript is spliced from 22 exons. Gene Ontology annotation, molecular function: protein binding; zinc ion binding. The record is from RefSeq and is a predicted model, not a curated record. Gene Ontology annotation, biological process: regulation of DNA-templated transcription. Gene Ontology annotation, cellular component: nucleus. Bases 15 to 2489 code for a protein of 824 amino acids. Lineage: Eukaryota; Metazoa; Chordata; Cladistia; Polypteriformes; Polypteridae.
GCGCUUCCUCGCGCAUGCGCAUUGGCUGCAGCCUGGGCAAUUUGUCAGUACUCGUGAGAGAAUUUGGAUCUGCAGUAUUUGGAGGAAGAAUGGAAGAUGCAGCCCUAAGUGAAACAUCACAAGACUUUGAUGUUUAUAAUGCUAUGGACUGGAAGGAUGGUAUUGGGACAUUACCAGGUAGUGAGUUAAAGUUCAAAGUAAACGAAUUUGGAGUUCUGGAGGUGAUCACAGAUGAUGCUGAAGUUGAAAAUGUUAAGAAGGCACAUGCUACCACUACGUGGUCUGUACCCACUGCACAAGAAGUUUUUUCAGAUACAUGGCCCACUGUUAUAAAUCAAGACAGAGCCACUGCUGACUCACUGUGCUGUGAGCGCUGUAAGGGGAGUGGCCCUUUACAGGAAUUUAGUGGUAAUGGAAGGUUUUGCAGUGAAAAGUGCUUCCAUGAAACUCUGAAGGUCAAUCGUACAACAAGAAAUGAGAAUAUUAAGUCAGAUUGUGAAGAAUUGUCUAGAAGCAUCAGGAAAAGAAAACUGAAGUUGCCUGUGAUUAUUCAAGGACAUCAUAAGGAAAAUGGGCAGGAGCUCAAGGAGGAGAAGGAUGACCCACUUGAUAAGAAGAUACAGAAAGGAACACAAAGAAUACGAAGACGACGACGUAAUGAUGCUUCCCUGCUAAAGCAUACUGUGCCUUAUGGAGGAAAGCGAAAGUCAUGGUGCUGGGCUUCUUAUCUUGAGCAAGAAAAAGCAAUUGCAGUACCUAGCAAACUUUUCAAAGAGCACCAGACAUUUCCACAAAGUAAAAACAGCUUUAAGGUGGGAAUGAAACUAGAAGGAGUUGAUCCUGAGCAUCCUUCGAAGUAUUGUGUCCUCACAGUUGCUGAGGUUUGCGGUUAUAGAAUGCGUUUACACUUUGAUCAAUAUUCAGAAUGUUAUGACUUCUGGGUAAAUGCCAAUUCUUCAGAUAUUCAUCCAGUUGGAUGGUGUGAAAAAACUGGACAUAAGCUUAAUCCUCCUAAAGGAGAACGAGAAGGAGAGUUUAACUGGCAAUCAUACCUCAAACUUUGGAAAGCUCAGCCAGCACCCAAAUCUCUAUUUGAAAAUCAGAACACAACAAUUACUCCAUCAGGUUUCCGAGUAGGGAUGAAAUUAGAAGCUGUUGAUAGGAAAAAUCCUGCAUUGGUUUGUGUUGCAACAGUCAGCGACAUGGUGGACAAUCGCUUCCUAGUGCACUUUGACAGUUGGGAUGAAAGCUACGACUACUGGUGUGAUGCUACAAGUCCAUACAUUCAUCCUGUUGGUUGGUGCGAAGAACAUGGCAAAAUUCUCACUACACCCCCAGGUUAUCACAAUAUUACACAAUUCACUUGGGAAAGAUAUUUGGACGAAACCAGCUCUUUGCCUGCUCCUGCAAGAGCAUUCAAAGUGAAACCAGCCCAUGGAUUUCAAAACAAUAUGAAGUUAGAACUUGUUGACAAAAGAAACCCUGUAUUAAUUCGGGUAGCGACUAUUGUAGAAACAGAUGAUCACCGUUUAAAGAUUCACUUGGAUGGAUGGGGAGAUGAAUAUGAUUUCUGGGUUGAUGCAGACUCUCCUGAUAUUCACCCAGCUGGUUGGUGUGCGAAAACUGGACAUCCUCUUCAACCACCAACAAAUCCUAAUGAUGUGAUUGAAUCAUCAGAAGACCGUGGUUGCCCCACUCCUGGGUGCAAUGGUAUUGGACACAUCAAAGGAGCCAGAUAUUCAGGUCACCAUAGUUCCGUAGGCUGCCCUUACUCAGACAUUAACCUUAAUAAGGAGUCGGUGCUUUCAGACCGUCUUAGUGGAGAAAUCCUUACCAAUCCAGCAGCAACAAAGAACAAACGGGCAGAAAUGAAUGGAGUUGCAACACAUUCUCUACUUGAGAAAAAUGUAACAUUUCUUCAAAACAACCAUAACAACAUCCUAAUGGAAAUAGAAGCUAGAGAAACAGAUGCUGGCCAUCAAAAAAAAACUGCUUUGUGUGAAAACAACGGGAAGAAGGCAGCUAGAGUGGGACGUCCAUGUAAGAAACAAAAAGUUCAUGGAGCAGUGGACGAAGAAGAAACAGUUGAAAGUGAGGUGUCCUCAGUAAAUGAAACCAAAGAAACAGAAGAAUUAACAUUACAACAAGCUCUUCAUCAGUCUGUCUUUAUGCCUUCUACAUCUCCCUUACCCAGUUCACCCUUGUGUUGGGAACAGCAUAGCAAACUCCUUCCCAGUGUUGCUGGAAUAACUGCAAGUAAAGUGGCACAGUGGACAGUGGAAGAGGUGACUGAAUUUAUACAGCAUCUACCAGGAUGCAGAGAACAAGUAAAAACAUUCAGAGAAGAACAAAUUGAUGGAGAGGCAUUUCUUCUGCUUACUCAAGUGGAUCUUGUGAAAAUAAUGAACAUCAAACUUGGGCCAGCCUUGAAGAUUUAUAACUCCAUCCUAAUGUUCAAAACUGCAGAAAACUCAUUUAAUGAACUUUAAAAAUUAAAAGUCUGUUUUUAUUGUCUUUUCAAAAUGAAAGGCAUCAUCACUGACGGAAUGUGAAGAUUAUUUUCUUCCAGUGUGAAUGUAUUUGAACUUCUGUGAAGUGCAAAAACAGUUUUCUAAAAUUCUCAUUUAAAAGCCAUCUUAAUGAACUGUAGUCAAGUUUGUGAAGCUUGCAGACUUUUGGCCUUGACUUCCCCUCUCUGGGCAUCCUUUUGAAGGAAGAGAGUUGUAGCAUUGAUGGCUUAAUAAAGAAACUGAAAAGAUGAUUGUUCUCAAAGCACAGGAUAGCUGGGAGCCGAUGAACUCCACUGUAAUUAUUAAUUAUGCACAAUUUGUUUGAAUACUUGCAGUCUUUUUGAUAGUUCCUUAUACUUUUCAGCCGCAUAAAAGAAACCCUUUUUGUAAGCAAACAUCAUUUGAUGUUUCAUAUAGUACAUUUGGUGCACAUGUGUCUGUGAAUGUUUUUUUUUUUAAAUAUUAGAAGAAAACUUUCAAGAAUAAUGAAGGUAUUUUCAGCAGUGUGUGUGGUUUUUUUUUUUCGUGGUCUAUCUGUAUGAUUGCAGAAAAUACUUUAAUGUGUAUUAAACCAAAGUUAUUUUUGUUUUAUUUAUUUAUGAAAGUAAGUGUAUUUUUUCCACCCACAAACUUAUUAUUGUGAAGAUUCUGCUGUCACAAGUGAAAGAUAAAUGUGUAUUGUUUUGGGUUUUGUCCAUAGACUUUGUAGUAUUGUUUUCUCCUUAUUUAGCCAUGUUGCUUUUGUGCUGAUCUUUAUGUAAUUAAAAUGCAAUUGAUCUCUUGUGUAAAUAUCAUCCAUUACAAACUGUCAACUGAUCUAUGAGCAGUAAAAAAUUGAAAUUAUUGUUUUCAAAACUGGUAAGAGGAUGAGGCAGAAAUGUUUGGUGGAAAUUGAAUAAUGCAUUGUAAUCAUCGAGACCUUGUGUGUUACAUUUCAGAAUAAACAUUUGCCUAGCAAACAAGAGUCUAAACAUCUGAAAAUGUGCACUGUAUUAUUACUAAAAGCAUUGCAUCUUUCUGAUUGCAAAGUGACAUUUUUAUUUGGAUUGCUUUUUGCCAUGUUAGCUUUCAGUUGCUGAAUUAUAGUUUGUAAGAUUAUGAAUUGAAAAUGU